AUGGGCGUGUUUGACCGCGGGAUCCAGAUGCUCCUGACCACGGUCGGGGCCUUCGCCGCCUUCAGCCUCAUGACCAUCGCCGUGGGAACCGACUACUGGCUCUACUCGCGCGGCGUGUGCAAGGUCAAGAGCACCAACGAGAACGAGACCAGCAAGAAGAACGAAGAGGUGAUGACGCACUCGGGCCUCUGGAGGACCUGCUGUCUGGAAGGUGCGGUCCGGGCUUCCAGCAUCUUCCCCAUCCUGAGUGUGAUCCUCCUCUUCAUGGGGGGUCUGUGCAUCGCCGGCAGCGAGUUCUACAAGUCACGCCACAACAUCAUCCUCAGUGCCGGGAUCCUGUUCGUCUCCGCAGGUCUUAGCAACAUCAUCGGGAUCAUCGUGUACAUCUCAGCCAACGCCGGCGACCCGUCCAAGAGCGACUCCAAGAAGAACAGCUACUCCUACGGCUGGUCCUUCUACUUCGGCGCCCUCUCCUUCAUCAUGGCCGAGAUGGUGGGCGUGCUGGCCGUGCACAUGUUCAUCGACCGGCACCGCGAGCUGCGCGUGGGGGCGCGCGCCGCGGACUACUUACAGGGCGCCGCCACCAUCUCGCGCAUCCCCAGCUACCGCUACCGCUACCGGCGCCGCUCCCGCUCCUCGUCCCGCUCCACGGACCCCUCGCACUCCCGUGAGGCGUCGCCCGUGGGCCUCAAGGGCUUCCCGGCGCUGCCGUCCACGGAGCUGUCCAUGUACACGCUGCCCAAGGCGGGCCAGACCAGUCUGGACCCGGGCUCCACCUACAACUCCAACACCACCGAGAGGGACCACAACUUCCUGCAGGUCCACAACUGCAUCCAGAAGGACCUGAAGGAUGGAGCCAACCGCCGCACCACACCCGUAUGA
Gadus chalcogrammus (walleye pollock) is the source of this 882-nucleotide messenger RNA. Its product is annotated as voltage-dependent calcium channel gamma-2 subunit-like. The record is from RefSeq and is a predicted model, not a curated record. Gene Ontology annotation, cellular component: postsynaptic density membrane; AMPA glutamate receptor complex. The coding region runs from base 1 to 882 and encodes 293 amino acids. The transcript is spliced from 3 exons. Gene Ontology annotation, biological process: calcium ion transport; transmission of nerve impulse; neurotransmitter receptor internalization. Gene Ontology annotation, molecular function: channel regulator activity; voltage-gated calcium channel activity. Lineage: Eukaryota; Metazoa; Chordata; Actinopteri; Gadiformes; Gadidae.